AGAUGUACCUAAUCCCUGAGUUGACCCAGAAAAUAGGCAGUCGUUUCAAGAUCUGAUGCGGCAGUCUUUGUGCAUCGUCCCCGCUUGAGCAUGAAGUGUAACCCUGUGGAAUACAGAUUGUAAUCCGGAGGAACCUCGCCUUGCAGAACGAAACCUGAAUAAGACAUUGUAGCACUAGCAAGUCGCUCAACUUUACAACCCAAGCGGAUUUGGCAAGGAGGCAUGGCGGACCACCUGAUGAUGCCCAUGAACCACGGUUCGACGGGCGGCGGUCUCCACGGCUACAGGAUGGGAAUGAACGGCGGCCUGCAGGCAGGUCACCAGCAGCACAGCGUCCAGCCUGGCAUGCGGGCGCUGCCCAACGGCCAGAUGAUGCAGCACUACGGCGGCGGCGGUCCGCAGCAGGCCAACAUGGAGGCGGCCAUGAGGCAGAGACAGGGCUUGGUCACUGGGAUGAACGGAGCCCAGAUGGGCCACCACCACCAGAUGACCCCUGGGAACAUGAUGUACAACGGGCAGGCACAGCAGCAACAGCAUCAUCACAUGCACCAGCAACCGCAGCAGCAGCAUCAACAACAACAGCAGCAGCAUCAACAACAGCAGCAGCAGCAGCAACAACAGCAGCAGCAGCAGCAGCAACAUCCACAACAGGCCCAGCACCCGCAACAGCAACAACAGUUCAUGAACGGGGGAAUGACGUCCCAGCAGCUUAUGGCCAGCAUGCACCUGCAGAAACUCAACACCCAGUACCACGGACACCCGCUGGGGCCUAUGAACGGGAACCACAUGGGGGGCGGGCCCCAGUACCGCAUGGGCCCGGCCCAGCUGGCUAACAUGCAGCACAUGGCAGGCCCGGCCUUGGCCCUCAACGGCAUGGACGCAGACAUGAUCGACGAGGAGGUUCUGACCUCCCUGGUCAUGGAGCUGGGCCUCGACCGGGUCCAGGAGCUCCCCGAACUCUUCCUGGGGCAAAACGAAUUUGACUUUAUCUCUGACUUUGUGAGCAAACAGCAGCCCAGCACAGUCAGCUGCUGAGGUGCAGAGCAGCUGCCCCUGACUGUACUUAUGAGAGAAGAGACACCGGGGGG
This is a messenger RNA of Hypomesus transpacificus, 1088 nucleotides long. RefSeq names its product Cbp/p300-interacting transactivator, with Glu/Asp-rich carboxy-terminal domain, 4b (gene cited4b). The coding region runs from base 223 to 1035 and encodes 270 amino acids. NCBI's taxonomy places the organism in Eukaryota, Metazoa, Chordata, Actinopteri, Osmeriformes, Osmeridae. The record is from RefSeq and is a predicted model, not a curated record. Gene Ontology annotation, cellular component: nucleus. Gene Ontology annotation, biological process: regulation of DNA-templated transcription. The transcript is spliced from 2 exons.